AGCUCAGCCACGAGUCGUCAACGGAAGACGACCUUUUGAGCUGACUCCGUUGAGGGCGGUGACCCCCAAGCAGCCAUGGAUUUCCAGAACCGUGUCGGUCACAAGUUCGGCACAGCAGGUCCCGCUACAGAUCAGGAGAUUGCCGCAGACAGGCGUGAGCGACUACGAAAGCUUGCCCUGGAAACGAUCGAUCUCUCCAAGGAUCCAUACUUCUUGCGAAAUCACCUUGGCAGCUACGAGUGCAAAUUAUGCCUGACCCUUCACACCAAUGAAGGAAGUUACCUGGCGCACACCCAGGGCAAGAAGCAUCAGAUCAAUCUUGCUCGACGAGCAGCUCGAGAGAAGCAGGAUGCAACGAUUCAGCCUCAGCCGCAAACAUCUUCAGGUCCACGGAAGACAGUGAAGAUCGGAAGGCCAGGUUACCGAGUGACCAAGGAGAGAGAUCCAGACUCACAGCAGAAGGCCUUGCUUUUUGAGAUCGAAUAUCCUGAGGCUCUGGACAGGAUCAAGCCUCGAUAUCGCUUCAUGUCUGCCUACGAGCAGAAGGUCGAGCCGCCAGAGUCGAAGUUCCAGUACCUGCUCACCGCAUGCGAGCCCUACGAAACCAUCGCCUUCAAGGUGCCCAACAUGGAGAUCGACAAGAACGAAAACAAGUUCUUCACUAGCUGGGAUCCACAAAGGAAGGUCUUUACAAUGCAGAUCUUCUUCAAAGAUCGGGAGGAGAAAGAGCUGCCAGCUUUGCCCCAGAGACCAGGAACAACGAACUUGGCAUUUCAUGGUGGUGGCGGCUUCACCCGCUAAGAUCCGGCUGAGCACACGCGGAAACGGAGGUUUCUGCUUGCAGACGCAAGUCAUUCAAGUCAUCUAAGUUAUC
Molecule: messenger RNA, 874 nt
Organism: Cladocopium goreaui
Lineage: Eukaryota; Dinophyceae; Suessiales; Symbiodiniaceae
Source: the annotation of a GenBank genome assembly